Pocillopora damicornis (cauliflower coral) is the source of this 2713-nucleotide messenger RNA. RefSeq names its product actin-related protein 10. Lineage: Eukaryota; Metazoa; Cnidaria; Anthozoa; Scleractinia; Pocilloporidae. The record is from RefSeq and is a predicted model, not a curated record.
ACUGCGGUCGUCUAUAUUGCAUUUGCAAAGGAGUUGAUUUGGAGAGAAUCCGAGAAUUUUAUGUAUUGAGGAUUUGAUUCUGAGUGUUUGAUAUGAAAUGAGAGACGGAUAAUGCCUUUGUUUGACGUUAUUGGACUUGGAGCAGAAAAGCACGCGGUUGUUAUUGACAUCGGGGCCGCCUAUACGAAAUGUGGUUUUGCCUCAGAAACAAGUCCUCGUCAUAUCAUUCGAAGUGUCAUUACGCACACAAUAAAUGGAGAGAGGGAAACUGUGAAUGUUGUCAGUCAUGAACAAGACAAAAGGCCAGAUGAAUUAUAUGCUAUCCUUAGAGACUUUCUUCAUCAAGUUUAUUUCAGGUACCUUCUUGUCAACCCACGAGACAGACGAGUUGUUAUUUGUGAGUCUGUGCUUUGCUCUACACUUUGGAGAAAUACCAUCGCCAAGGUCCUUUUCAAGCACUUUGAGGUGCCUUCAGUACUGUUUGCACCCCAUCACCUUUUAGCACUCUUUACCCUCGGAAUACCAUCAGGACUAGUCUUGGACUGUGGCUUUACAGAGACCAUCGUUUUACCAAUUUGUGAGGGGACGGCUAUUCUCAAAGCUGUAGAAACAAUCCCUCUUGGAUCAAGGGCCAUUCACAAGCAUCUGGAGGAACAGCUGAUGGAGAGAAGUCUGGUACAAAUAGAAACUGGAAUAAAGCCUUUGUCAUCUGUUAUGAUGCGUACUUGCUUUGUGGCACCAAAGUUCAGUGGACCAGAAGGAGAGCCACGCCCUGCCUCACAGGUGCCAAAGGUUGACUAUCCUCUUGAUGGAGGAAGGAUUAUCAGAAUUGAAGGUCAAAUCAGAGAACAGACUUUUGAUAUUUUGUUUGAUGGGGAUGAGGAAGGAAAAUCUAUUGCAACAUGUCUGUUGGAUUCAAUACUUAAGUGCCCUAUUGACACAAGGAAGCAGUUAGCAGAGAAUAUAGUCCUUGUUGGUGGAACUGUAAUGACCCCAGGAUUCAAACAUCGUCUGUUGCAAGAAAUUUACUGUUUACUUCAAUCACCUCGAUACAAAGAGAACUUAUUUAUGAAAACAAUCAAAAUGCAUCAGAUACCUGUCACUGCCAACUGUACAUCAUGGCUUGGAGGUGCGAUAUUUGGUGCUCUUGAAGUCCUGGCUGACCGUUCAGUAACUAAGGAACGAUACAAUCAAGAUAACAAGAUCCCAGAUUGGGCCUCCUGUGAAGAACAAACUGUUGACAAUGCUCCCAUUUUAGAGGAACGCCUUGAAAGACCAGUUCUGUCGCGUCGUCAGACAAGUGGCAUCACCAGCACCCUUAGUAAUAUUAGCAGCUCCCUGUCAAGCCGACUUCUCAGUGGCAGCAGUAGAAGCCCCUUAGCAUCGAGUUUACUUCAAAGAGCAGGAGGAUCCCCUACUUCAGGGGCAUCAUCCAGUAUAAAAGAAAGUGACAAAGAAACUCAAAAAGAAGAAAAAAAGGGUUGAAUAUUUUGGCUGCAAUAAUUUAUUGUAUGGGCAUGUAACCUUUAGAAAUUUUUGACCCAUUUGUCUCUUAGUACGGUUAAAUUUCACCGUAUGCUGCCCUAUUAGCAACCUUCCCUUGGACCCAGAAGGGUCCAAGAGACAAGAAGGGGAGACAACUUUCUUUAACCUUUGAACUCUCCUCUCCAUCUGCUACACAUUUCAUUGUAAAUUGGUGAGGAGAAUUUGGUGUUAAUAUAAGAUAACUUCUACAAGAUAUGUUUGAGUAUUCUCAGUACCUGUCUACUGGAUGAAGUGUGGAUUUUAUAUGGAGCAGUUGUAUGGUAAUCACUUUUGGGAGUUAAAAGGCUAAGAAUGGAUGUCAUGAACCAACACUUUUACUUAAAAAUUAGCAUGGUCUCCUGUUAAGCUCAAGGGAUCAUGAAUAUGCAGUUGACUUUUUAGAGUAUGCUCUGUUCGGUUUACUGCAGCUUUAAACAAAUCUGACCAGUGGACAGUUAAUAUCUAAAAAUUAAGUGUAGCUAAUACAGGUGGCUCUGGAGCCUUUUUCACUCACUGCACUUUUGUGUCAUGUGCAUAACAAAGACAAAUGGGUCCUGACUCAAAGUCAAAUGACUGCAUUUAACCACUACAGUUUUUUAUAUUAAUUUAUUACUGAAAUAACACCUAGUAGUUACCUUGAGCAAAUGUUAAACACAGAUUAGAACAUAUAAAUCAGAAUUCUUUGAUUUUUGCUGAAUUUCAGAGGUUUCAAAAUGUUUUAAAGUGGGCAUCAGAUUCUGCAAAAGUAGGUGUCUAUGAAAAGUUCAUUAAUUGCCAAAAGGUAAUUUUUUUAACCGGAUAAUUGGCAAAAUCUUGUCAAGAAGCUGACAAAACUCUAGUGGUUGCUGGCUUGUUUUAAAACCCCUGGAAAUUGAACAACUUGGGUGGCUUUAAUAUUUCCAUGUUUUAAAUGCAGUAUAUGGGGAAAAGUAUUAUAUGGGCAUAAGGAGCAGUGAAGCCCGAGGAAAACAAGCUAAUUUCCUGAGAGUUCUUAGGUGGUUCCUUAGUCAUAUUACCUCACCUAGCAAGCAACAAAAGUCAAUCAGAAAUUUUGGGGACAGAGGGAAAUCAAUGUAAAAGCCUUUUAUGAUACAGUCAGUUGUCCUUUAUGUCUUCUGGACAUCAAGCAGUCCUUAUGGUGUAGUAUUGUUUUUGAAAGGAAAUAAAGUAGGACUGGGCAUGGAAAGAG